AUUCCAUGUGCACCAUGCACACCUGUUUCAGAGAACACGAUCCUUAGAUGCACACACACCCCUAUUUUCUCUGAGUGACCACAGGAGCUUGCAAUGCUCUCAAUAAUUAAUGACAUUGGCAGUAGCAGUCUGGCUAGCAUUUUCUGGAUUCAUCUGUCUUCAUCACCUACAGCACACUAGAGCUUUGUCCUGCCUGUCAUUUUUACCAGAAAGUUUACAGAACAGUAUUACAUCUUAACGGAGCGGCAGAAUGGUGUCACCCGCCAUUGCUCUUGCAUUUCUCCCCCUGCUACUGACUCUGAUCAUAAAGUACCGCUAUUACUUUGUACUGUUCUACCGAGCGGUGCUGGUGCGUAUGGUGCAGGACUGCCGCACUGGCCUUAGUCGUGAAGAACGGGCAUUCCAGUACGUGAUGACCCAUGCUACCCCGGGGGACCCCGACAGUAUCCUGGACACCUUUGAUCACUGGUGCAGCAAAGUGGAGUUCAUCAGCAACAUCGGGCCAAAAAAAGGUAAAGUCCUGGACAGGCUACUGAAGGAGACCUGUCCUCUGACAGUACUGGAAUUGGGUGCACACUGUGGGUACAGCACAGUACGCAUUGCCCGCUUACUACCCAUCGGUGCCAGGAUCUAUUCUGUGGAAAUGGAUGAACGCAAUGCUGUGGUGGCUGAGAAAAUAAUUCGACUGGCUGGCUUUGACGAUGACACGGUGGAGCUAAUCGUGAGGCCCUCGGACGAGGUCAUCCCAAGGCUGCGGGAGGACUUUGGGGUGGAGCGGCUGGACUUUGUGUUCAUGGACCACUGGAAGCGCUGCUACCUCGCAGACCUGCAGCUGCUGGAGGGCAGUGGGCUGCUGGGGAAGGGCACGGUGAUCCUCGCCGACAACGUGAUCUUCCCCGGUGCGCCCCACUUCCUGCGGCACGUGAAGAGGAGCGGGCUGUACGAGUACCGUGUGCACCGCGCCACGCUGGAGUACAUACGGGGCAUCCGUGACGGCAUGGCCGAGCUCACCUACCUCGGGACCAACUGACACGAUGCCAGUACGCUGCCAGGCCAGAGAAAGACUGCUUUCCCCUAGCCCCAUUCUCUCAUUUUUGUGAGAGGGGGGGCUACAGUGUCAGCUCAUUGCAUUCUUUAUACACGUUUGUCAUUUUUUAAAAGAUUCUUCCAUAUCGGUAAAGUAAGAGCUGUGCAAUUCAAUAAAAUCCAUCAGAGAGUUUGCGUCGACA
This is a messenger RNA of Anguilla anguilla (European eel), 1229 nucleotides long. It is a transcript of the gene tomt, whose product is annotated as transmembrane O-methyltransferase. The transcript is spliced from 4 exons. The record is from RefSeq and is a predicted model, not a curated record. Gene Ontology annotation, biological process: dopamine metabolic process; developmental process; catecholamine catabolic process. Lineage: Eukaryota; Metazoa; Chordata; Actinopteri; Anguilliformes; Anguillidae. The coding region runs from base 251 to 1030 and encodes 259 amino acids. Gene Ontology annotation, molecular function: catechol O-methyltransferase activity.